This is a messenger RNA of Suillus bovinus, 570 nucleotides long. RefSeq lists its product as uncharacterized. Bases 1 to 570 code for a protein of 189 amino acids. The transcript is spliced from 5 exons. NCBI's taxonomy places the organism in Eukaryota, Fungi, Basidiomycota, Agaricomycetes, Boletales, Suillaceae. The record is from RefSeq and is a predicted model, not a curated record.
AUGACAACUCGGAUAUACGCUAUGUACCAGGGUUCCAAAAGGAUACUCAUCCUUCUCCUUGUAGUCUUACUGGCUUGUACGAUUGCCUCCGUGGUCAUGACGGUGAUAGGAAACAUUGGUGUUUCAGGGGUGGAGAAAAUCCUUUCUGGCAACCAUCAGUGUUCUGAAAAUAUGAGCGCCGAGGAGACGCGUCUGAAUGCCGAGAGCACGAUACCCACCACCGUAUGGGAAACCCUUGCAUUGUGUCUUGCAGUCUGUAUUGUUAUCAAACACUUCCGCGAAUUGCAAAAAUCACCGACAGGGGCAAACAUCAAAAACGUUUUCACAUUUUUAAUGAAGGGUCAUAUGCUGUACUUUGUAGCCUUUACUGUUGUGGCUUGCUUCAAUCUCGGCACACUGUCUCCAAAUCUCUCGCCCUCUUCCGUGGGAGUCAGUUUUUAUUACGGUAUCGGCGAAGUUGCCCAGGCCAUGCAGAUAUUUGUGUUGGGGCCCCGUCUUAUCCUUAGCAUUCGAGAAUAUCACGAUCAACACAUGGGCAGAGAACAGAUCGUUCAUGAAGGAGUUUUGUGA